Molecule: messenger RNA, 942 nt
Organism: Odobenus rosmarus divergens (Pacific walrus)
Lineage: Eukaryota; Metazoa; Chordata; Mammalia; Carnivora; Odobenidae
Gene: AIRIM
Product: chromosome unknown open reading frame, human C1orf109
Exons: 5
Coding region: 282-893 (203 amino acids)
Cellular component (GO): cytoplasm; nucleus
Source: RefSeq, a predicted model, not a curated record
CGCGGGCGCUGGGUGGCGGCCCUGGCGGGUCCUCAAAGUUUGAGGGAGUUAGCUUAAAGUUUUCCCGCUGGUUUAGGGAAAGCUACCGGCAGUUUCCGGGAAAGGAGACAAGAUUCUGGCUCUGGAAGUACGGGUUCGGAGACAGCGCUUCGGCCCGGGGAAUCCGCAGUCUGAAGCUGGAGACUACUCGAGCCGCGGGCGAACCUCCUCCGAGGGCUGGUCGGGAAGCCCUCCCGGAGGUGGGAAACCAAGGCCCGGCCUCCGGAGCCCCUCUAAAGAAGAUGACUCAAGACCAGCCUUUGCUUGCUGUGCACGAGGCCCUGAGGAAGUGCUUUCCCGUGGUGGAGGAGCAGCAGGGCCUGUGGCAGAGCACGCUGAGGGACAGCCAGCCCCUCCUGGCCUCCCUCAGCAACCUGGCAGAGCAGCUGCAGGCGGCCCACAAUCUGCGGUUUGGGGACGUGCCUCCACUUCGGGCCUUCCCAGACUUAAAAGAGCGGCUGAGGCGCAAGCAGCUGGCGGCUGGCGACACUGUCUUGGACAAGUUAGGGGAGAGGCUAGCCACCCUCCUCAAGGUGCGUGACACCGUCAGCAGGCACGUGGAGCAGGUGCUUGAGAUCUAUGAGCAGCAUGCAGACUCGAUUGGCAUUGAUGCUGUUCUGCAGGCUUCAGUGGUCAGCCCUUCUGUGGCUGACAUGUUGGAAUGGUUGCAGGAUAUUGAGAGACAUUAUCGAAAUUCUUACCUGAAGAGGAAGUACCUCCUGUCCUCGAUCCAGUGGGGAGAUUUAGCAAACAUCCAAGCUUUGCCCAAGGCCUGGGACCAAAUUUCAGAAGAUGAACACCAAAGCCUUGUACAAGAUACCCUGUUGAAUGUUUCCUUCUUCCUGGAAGAGUAAGGAAGCCGUGUGUUUACCAGCCAACUAGGGGGACACAGUAGAAGACUGA